Rotaria sp. Silwood2 is the source of this 210-nucleotide messenger RNA. NCBI's taxonomy places the organism in Eukaryota, Metazoa, Rotifera, Eurotatoria, Philodinida, Philodinidae. The record is from the annotation of a GenBank genome assembly.
AUGAUUAUUCUUAUUAACCGAUUAUUAUUGACUAUCAAUUGUAAAGUAUUAGAUACAAUGGUUCCAAUUCUUCUAGCAAUCAAUGAUUGGUUAAAUGGAUCUAAAUGGAUAACACCAAUUGUUAUUAUUGUAACAGUUUUCACUCAUCUUCAUGAUUCUGUUCAUCGUCAUUUGAUUGAUGAUAUUAAUGUUGAUGAACAAGGAACUUAG